Camelina sativa (false flax) is the source of this 808-nucleotide messenger RNA. Its product is annotated as non-specific lipid transfer protein GPI-anchored 3-like. The record is from RefSeq and is a predicted model, not a curated record. NCBI's taxonomy places the organism in Eukaryota, Viridiplantae, Streptophyta, Magnoliopsida, Brassicales, Brassicaceae.
CAUCUAAAGAUAGAAAGAAGAUAAAAGACAAAACAAAAUUUAAAAAAUGGAGGUUGUUAGAUUCGCCGUCGCCGUCUUUCUUGUAGUUUGCUCCGUUACGUCUUCUAACGCCGCGACUACACCUACACCACCUAGCGGUGGUGCUGGAGGAGGAGACGCGCACGCAUUGCCGUGUAUACAGAAACUGAUGCCUUGUCAGCCGUAUCUUCACUCGGUGAGUCCCCCGCCUCCUCCGUCGUGCUGCAUGCCGUUGAGGGAGAUCGUCGACAGUGACGUGAUGUGUCUCUGCUCCGUCUUCAACAACGUCGAUAUGCUCAAAUCGCUUAACCUCACUAAAGAAAACGCUCUCGUUCUCCCCAACGCUUGUGGCGCCAAAGCUGACGUGUCUCAAUGCAAAAACAGCGCCGGUGGUACUACUCCGUCUUCGUCUUCGACACCGCCGGCAACCCCGAAAACUCCUCCGGCAUCUUUCACCGGAAGCGGUUCCACCGGAGAUUCAGCUUCUUCGACGACCAAAUCAACAAGCUCAGCUCUGGCCAUCAACUUCGCGGGACUAAUUAGCUUUGCAUCGGCUGUCGUGGCAACACUCUUCUUCUGAUCUACGUUCUUAAUUAUAUUUAUUUCACGGACGUCUUUUUUUAUUAGGUAGGUUUUCAUUUGUUGGAAAAAUAAUCAGACCAAUAUAUUUCGGCAACAUUUUUAUUUUCAACUUAAACUGAUUAUUCAUAUGUAACAAGAAAUUCAAAUAAUAGUAACAACUUUUUUUUUUUUUUGAAAAAGAAACUCUUUACCAAUAAGCAGAGCAUAC